CUUCCUUUAAGUUGAGGGCUUUUGGCUGACAAGGAAGACACAGCCCCUCCGGGUUUGUCACCCCAGGCCCCACCACACUAUCCGAGAUCGAGCAGUCUUCCACUCCACAUCGACCAGACGGCCGUCUCGGAUAAUUGAAUAGCGCCUGUGCCUUUAAGAGUUUGAGAACAGCUUUCUGGAGGACUUCGCUGAGCGUCGUAGCGAAGUUAUCGCGGUGUCCACCACCACGCACACCCACAAGUGUCUGUCCACACCAACCCGAACAAACUGAAGGAACACAAGCGGGCUCCUAAUUCCGUUAGAACACAAACAGCGAGAGAAGCGCACAGGCAGAGACCCUCUGAAUAUGAUGGAGCGAGGUGGCCUGCUUGGUUGACCUCUUCCAGGUCCCAGUGAUGGACAUUUCUUCGCCUGCAGACGUCCCGGCCCUUCCCAGAACCCAUGUUGGUCGUUAUGGCAACGCUGGAUGGUAACACUCCAGUUGAGACUCUGCUGGCCACCAUCCACCUAGGACGAUACCUGGGCGCAUUCUGUGAUGCUGGUCUGCUAUUGGCCAGAGACCUCAACCACCUUGACAACGAUGCCCUGGUCAGCCUGGGCAUAGCUGCCACCGGACACCGGAAACGAAUACUGCGAUUGCUCAGCUACAUUCAGAGGAGCAAUGAAAGUUCAAUGAAAGAAACCCCCAAAGCCAACCAGACACCAGGGGUGGAGCUCUCCAUAGACCGUCGGCAGUCCCAUCCAGACACUCACUGGUUGGACCCGGGAAAGCCGCGGCCCUCUCCGCAUCCGAGGAGACCCGAUACCUUCGAGGCGUUGCGCAACAGCUCGGCGCCCAACCUGGCCGCCAUGUUGACCUCCUGCUCCGCGGACUCCCCGAGCGUCGGCGCAGACAAACCGGCCGGCGCCAAACCGGUGCCCAAACCCAGAACGGUGUUUAACCGACGCCGCACGGCCCCCGUACAGUUUCCCUCCCCGGGGCCGGACCCCCCGGCUCAACCCCCCCGACGUCUCUCCCAGGAGUCCAUCGGCUCGACCGCGUCGGAGGGUCCGAGCCCCCGCAGCCCCCGCCCCCCCCCUCGGCACAGCCUGGCCCAGGGGGCUCGGCGGUCCAGUUGCAGUUCGCUCCAGUCGGACCCGGGGGGGGCGGUGCCUCCCGUCCCCCCCAGACUGAGCCGUGGGUGUUCCUCCGCCGCGUCGGAGGCGGUCUCCCAGUCCUCGUGUUCCGCCGGACGGACCGACCACAAACACAUCACCUCCCCCCCCUCCUCCCUCUUCUUCACUCCCCCCUCCUCCCUCCUCUUCACUCCCCCUAGCCCCGACCGCACACACCGGCUCUCCGGAGCCUCCCCGUCCAGCUCGCCCCGGGGCGACGGGGUGGAGAUGGUCUCCAACGAGAUCUACUGUGGCACUUUACCUGCCUCUGCCUCCCCUGGUGGUGGGAGGACGCACUGCAGCCAGCAGAACGUUCCCUUACCCCCGCCCAGACAACCGCUGGAGAGACGCACGUCUGACCGGAACAGCAGCAGCACUUUAAGUAACCGUUCCUCGGGGUCGACCAGGGCUUCGAAUGAAGACCUGGACCACGACAUCAGCCCAUACUGUGAAACCGUCUACCAAAGCAGAAAACCUCAUCCGAAUGAGGACCAGAGAACCAAGUCUAAUGGGAGGGAGACCAGGAGAGACGCAGACCAAAGCCCGGAGGAAAACAGGUCUCACAAGCUGUCCUGGCACAAGCGCCUGUCCCAGGCCCUCCACACCACCACCUGCAGCACCGACGCCCAGGGCUACAGCACGGUGGGAGAGCCCCUCCCCCCCGCGGCUCCCUCCCACGCCCGGCCCGGCCUGUACCCCGCCGAGACGGACGAGGACCUGGUCAUCUCCCCCUACGCCAGCUUCACCUCCCUGUCCGAGCCCAGCGCGCCCAUCAUCUGCAGCUGGCUGGACAAGCUCUCUCCUCAAGGCAAUUACGUUUUCCAGAAGCGCUAUGUGAAGUUUGACGGCAUAAACCUAAUGUACUUUGGCAGCGAAAAGGAUAUCUACCCCAAAGGAGUUAUCCCAUUGGCUGCCAUCCAGAUGGCCCGUUCUGCAAAAGACAACAAGUUUGAGAUAGUGACCAACCACCGAAUCUUUGUCUUCCGCGCUGAUAAUGAAGUCCUGCGCCUGCGCUGGGUGAGCACCCUCCAGGAGCGCGUGAAGCGGGAGCUGGUGUUCGGCCGGCAGCGCUACCGCCCCGGGGCCCACUGCCAGAAGCACGGCUUCCUGGAGCUGAAGGGAACCAAGGCCAAGGUGUACACCGCCAUCGCCACCGAGCACAUCUGGCUGUACAAGAGCGAGCAGUGUUUCCAGGACGGGAUCGGCAUCACUCUGAUCGAGGCCCGGGGCGCGACCAUCAGGGACGCCAAACACAAAAGCUUUGAGCUCAUCACUCCCUACAAAACCUUUGGCUUCACGGCGGACUCGGACCAGGAGAAGCGGGGGUGGAUGGAGGCGCUGCAGGAGUCCAUUGCAGAGACUCUGUCGGACUACGAGGUGGCGGAGAAGAUCUGGUCCAACCGCUCCAACAGGACGUGUGCCGACUGCAAGGCCGUCCAUCCCGACUGGGCUUCCAUCAACCUCUGUGUGGUCAUCUGCAAGAACUGUGCAGGGCAGCACAGGGGACUGGGAACUAUGGUGUCCAAGGUGCAGAGCCUCAAGCUGGACACGAGUGUGUGGAGCAACGAGAUCGUUCAGCUCUUCAUCAUGCUGGGGAACGACCGUGCCAAUGAGUUCUGGUCUCCACGUCUCUCCGUCUCUGAGGAGAUGGACUCUGACGCCGUGCCUGAGCAGCGCCGCAACUUCAUCAUCCAGAAGUACCGGGAGGGCCAUUACCGCCACCCCCACCCGCGCUUCAGCAGCCAGGACCAGCUGCUCAAGGUGUUGUGCACGGCUGUGACAGAGCAGAACCUCCUGAAGACCGUCACUCAGAUCUUCGCCGAGGCUGAGGUGGUGCGGUUGGCCGUCGCCAACGGUUACGACCGCCGCUUCCCCCCUGACCUGGCCGACAGUUCAGACCCGGGUGUGUACGAUGAGAUAAUGCAGGCCGUACUCCAUUCCGGGUACCUCUACAAGUCCGGCUCCUCGGGUAGAGGCACCCUGUCACGCAAGACCAGAGAAGAUUUCCAGAAGUAUUGGUGCACGGUGGACAAGUCGUUGCUCCUCUACGAGUCGGAGCGCAGCCCAGACCCUUGCAUGCAGAUCUGGGUCAAGGACAUCCUAUGUGUCGGCGUGAGCAGACCCCAGACCAGCAAUAACAACAAUGGCUUCAUCGACAGGUUUCGCUACACCUUUGAGGUGUGCCUGAGCUCGGAGAAGCUGUACCAGUUUGGCCUGGAGACUCCUGAUGCCCUGCAGAGCUGGGCCAAGGCCAUCGGCAAGGCGGCUACGCCUCUCAGCUGCCAUUGCCUGCUGACGCGGGAGUUUGAGCGUGUGGGGGUCCUACGCUACAAGGCCAUGCUGGACCCCCAGUGGAAGGAGGCGUACUUUGUGCUGCAGAAGUCCAACCUGUUCAUCUGCCCCGGGAACGACGGCGCGGCGGAGGACAUCAUCAACCUCAACCGCCUGCAAGAGCUCAGUACGACGUCAGAGAGUGAGCACCAUGACAAGAAGGACAUCCUGGUGCUGGUGGAGAAGGGGAGGACUCUCCACCUGCAGGGUAUGGGCAGGGCGGACUUCGCCCUGUGGUACUCGGACAUCCAGCGGGCUGCGGGGGGGAAGGGGAACACCCUGAGGGAGCAGCAGCUCAGCCGCUCAGACAUCCCCAUCAUCGUGGACAGCUGCAUCGCCUUCAUCACCCAGUACGGCCUCGGCCACGAGGGAAUCUACCGGAAGAACGGCGCCAAAUCCCGGAUCAAGCUUCUGAUGGACGAGUUCCGCAAAGACGCCCGCAAUGUGAAGCUGCGCAUCGGGGACAACUUCAUCGAGGACGUGACGGACGUGCUGAAGAGGUUCUUCCGGGAGGUGGAUGACCCAAUCUUCAUGGCCGAGCUGCACCCUCUGUGGAAGGAGGCCGCCAAACUCCCUCAGAAGUACAGCCGGCUGGACCGGUACAAGGAGAUCAUCCGCAGCCUGCCCAGAGUCAACAGAACCACACUGGCUGCCCUGGUUGGACACCUGUACCGCGUGCAGAGGUGCGCGGACCUGAACCAGAUGUGCACGAAGAACCUGUCUCUGCUGUUCGCCCCCAGCCUCUUCCAGACAGACGGGAAGGGGGAGCACGAGGUGAAGAUCAUGGAGGACCUCAUAGACGAGUUCCUGUACGUCUUCGAUAUCGAUGAGGAGCACCGCACGCAGAUAGAGCUGGAGAUGAGCCUCAUCACGACGUGGUCGGACACGCAGCUCUCCCAGGCAGGAGACCUGAUCAUCGAGGUCUACCUGGAGAUGAAGAUACCCGACUGCUGCAUCACCCUUAAGGUUUCUCCCACCAUGUGUGCUGAGGAGUUGACCAACCAGGUGCUGUACAUGCGGAACGUCCCGGCCGGCGACAAAGACGUAUGGAUGUCGUUCGAGGCCAUCGAAGACGGACAGCUGGAGCGUCCCCUUCACCCCAAGGAGAAGGUUCUGGAACAAGCCCUUCAGUGGUGCAAGAUGGCCGACCCCAGCUCCGCCUACCUCGUGGUCAAGAGGGUCCCUAAAGGAGAGGGCAUCAACAUCCUGACAUCCUACAAGAGUGAGAUCAUGAAGUUCGGCCUGCUGAAGUGCCGCGAGGAGCCGCCCAAACUUCUCCAGGGCACCCGCUUCCAGGAGAGAUCCUUCCAGAUCAAGGACCACAAGCUGCUGCUGCUCAAAGACAAGAAGAGCAUUAAGCCUGAGAAGGAGUGGGCUCUGAAGACCAUGAAGAUCUACAUGGGGAUCCGUAGGAAGCUGAAAGCCCCUGGCAGAUGGGGUUUUACAGUGAUCUCAGAAAAAGACAAACACCAACUCUACCUGUGCUGUUGCUCUGAGGCGGACCUGUGGGACUGGGUGACCAGCUUCCUCAAGGCCCAGAACGAUGAUCGCUGCCCUCCCGUGUUGAGACGUCACUCCUCCUCCGACAUCUCCAAGCAGAAGUUCGGCACCAUGCCUCUCGUACCGAUAAGAGGAGACGAGAGCAACUCCACCAUGCUCUCGGCCAAUCAGACGCUGAGGAAGUUACACGCCAGACGAACACUCUCCAUGUUCUUUCCCAUGAAGGUGCAGCAGGACUCGGUGGAGGAGCGUCCCGAGGGCCCGCCCCCCCCCGCCCCCCCGGACCCCCAGGAGCCCGUCUACGAGGAGGUGGGGGACUUCGGCCUGCAGGUCCUCCACUCCCUGGAGUCCAGCUUCCUGUCGGGCCGGCCCCCCGGCCCCCCGCCGGGCCCCCCGCCGGGCCCCCCGCUGGGCCUGGUGAAGACCUGCUCCCUGGACUCGGACCCCGGGCCCCCCCCCCUCCUACCGCUCCGCCGGGGGGUCCCUGGACACGCUGGUCCAGAGCGGCGCCAGCAGCUGUGACGGGGACCCCGGGUCCGGCCACAGUCUGGACUCUCUGUCCGGGUCGUCCCCCGACUCCUCCGUCGUCCUCCUCCACCCGCAGGCGCAGUCGCACCCCGCGGCCAGGAGGGGGCAGCAGCGCCAGGGGCUGUGCACGCCCUCGCAGGAGCUGCUGCUGCGGGAGCUGUCGUCCGUCUUCAACAAGGACCCAGAGAACGGGGACGAGAGACACUACGACGGCUGAGAGAGAGAGAGAGAGGGAGGGGGAGAGAGAGGGAGGGAGAGGGGGAGGGAGAGAGGGAGAGAGGGGGAGAGAGGGAGGGAGAGAGGGAGAGAGGGAGAGAGGGGGAGAGAGAGAGAGAGAGAGAGAGGCUCUAAGGGGUACAAGGGGUACAAGUCGCCUCACUGGCAUCCUGAAAUGUUCCCACAAUGCACUUCUUGGUUCUCACGUUCAAUCUUUAGUGAUCUUGCAGUCGGUGAUGUUGAUUUAGACUCAACGCACGGGGAUGGGAACUCGCCGACAGCGUCGGUGCUCUGCUCAGAGACGACCUCCAACAGGGUGGGGUUGGAGCAGGGUUCUGACGGACGUAGAAACACCCACCAACGGGGACGAAGCUGUCGGAACACGUGGGAUAGUGAUAUAUGUGAGUUACUGCCACACACUGUUUUUUGCCUGAUUAUCUAACCGAAUGAGACACUUCGAUCAAUUGUGAAUGAAACGAUGGGAUCAUCUUUUGUAAUGGCUUUAAUAACCCAGCUUUAUACAGAAAUCGAUCCCAAAAAACUACUGACUAACUAUAUUAAAGUAUCUUAUCAGAUGGAUCGGAGAAGUAUGUGUAUAUUGUAUAUUUACAUCCUAUUAUCUAUUCGUAACAGAAACGGCUGUACAAUAGAUGUAUAUCGAUUUGAAGAUGUAGUCUGCACACUUGAAAUACGUUCCUAUUAUAUCGAGCCCUAACGUUGUUCGACCAUACAUAUCAUAAAGAAAGGAAGUGGGGUUCAAGUUGAACCAUAAUAAAUAAAAGAACAUUCUUAUUUUUGAAUGAAAUGGCGAUCUGCUAGCACUAAUUGCUAUGUCUUUGUAAAAUUAAAUGUAAAUAGUAGUGAGUGACUCACUGAGAACAAAAAUCAAGGAAAUAGCUUUACUUCUCAACAAAAUAAAAGCUUGUUAUGUUUUACCUGGUCUGAUACUGGUAGGUUAUCAAUCCCUUUAGGAAGGAGAGAUUUAUUUUUUCAUCUCUCAUUUAUUUUUAUUUACUCACGGCAGUUCUGAUUCACCCAACUAUCAUUUUAUAUCCGUUAAUUUAUUUAUGAAAUCCAUAUGUGGUUGCAGUUACGCAUUGUGACCACUAGAUAUCAGUAUAGAUCUAUUAUUGAUCUCCCGAGAUCUGCAUACGAUGGCGUUCAAAGAAUAGCACAAAACCAACAGUAUUACAACAUUGAUGUUCAAAAGGGAGUGAGAGUUAAUGCAUUUGUUUAACUAUUCUCUUAAAAUCGAGCCAUAAUAUGGCUAGAGCUUCGAUGUAUUUUACUGAUGGAACUGAAAAGUACAAAUACCACUUAAUGAUCUUAAAUGCUUGUUUGCUUGCUUUACGAUUCAUUACUCUUACUUUGUUAUGUAUAUUUAGUAUGAUUCAACACUGCCAGCUUUUUGCAUUUUAUGUUCAGUGGGGAGAUCUUGUGUUGCAUGUGUGUCCUCUUACAAUGCUAUAAAACAUACACAAAGGACUUUAUUAAAAAGUGCAAAAGUC
Molecule: messenger RNA, 7238 nt
Organism: Gadus macrocephalus (Pacific cod)
Lineage: Eukaryota; Metazoa; Chordata; Actinopteri; Gadiformes; Gadidae
Gene: arap3
Product: ArfGAP with RhoGAP domain, ankyrin repeat and PH domain 3
Exons: 35
Coding region: 442-5508 (1688 amino acids)
Biological process (GO): signal transduction; positive regulation of GTPase activity
Molecular function (GO): GTPase activator activity; protein binding; phosphatidylinositol-3,4,5-trisphosphate binding
Source: RefSeq, a predicted model, not a curated record